Messenger RNA from Arachis ipaensis, 707 nucleotides. RefSeq lists its product as uncharacterized. The record is from RefSeq and is a predicted model, not a curated record. Gene Ontology annotation, molecular function: structural constituent of ribosome. Gene Ontology annotation, biological process: translation. Gene Ontology annotation, cellular component: ribosome; cytosolic large ribosomal subunit. NCBI's taxonomy places the organism in Eukaryota, Viridiplantae, Streptophyta, Magnoliopsida, Fabales, Fabaceae.
AUGACGAAGUUCCGGAAACUGGGUCGACCCACCGGUCACCGAAUGUCCAUGCUCAGAACCAUGGUUUCCCAGCUUAUCAAGCACGAGCGCAUCGAAACCACUGUUGCCAAGGCUAAAGAGGUUCGCAGACUCGCUGACAACAUGGUUCAGCUCGGCAAGGAGGGUUCUUUGUGUGCUGCAAGGCGCGCUGGUGCUUUUGUGAGAGGAGAUGAUGUCCUUCACAAACUCUUUACUGAGCUAUCUUAUCGUUACAAGGAUAGAGAAGGUGGAUACACCAGAGUGCUAAGGACUCGUAUUCGAGUUGGUGAUGCUGCACCACUCGCCUAUAUUGAGUUUGUUGACCGGGAAAAUGAGCUUAGACAGUCGAAGCCACCAACACCACAACCACCACAGAGAGCUGCUGUUGAUCCCUGGACGAGAUCUCGUCUCACUAGGCAGUUUGCACCUCCUAAAGAGGAAAAACCAGAAUCUGGAUUAUGAUGCGGUUCAAUUCAAUGUAAUGCAAGUACUUCUAUUUUUAUUGUGAUAUCUGAUUUUUUUUUCAUGCUUCGUUUUUGCUUGUUCCCCACAAGGCCACAAUGAUUUUCAAAUCAAGCUGUUCCCCCAUAGUGCCCCUUAUGCUAGAAGUUUUUCCUUAGCAUAUGUAAUAAUUAGAUUGAAAUUGUUGCAAGGUAAUGAAAAAAUCUCAGAUUAUUUUACAACUUCUA